This is a messenger RNA of Sparassis crispa, 555 nucleotides long. RefSeq lists its product as hypothetical. Bases 1 to 555 code for a protein of 184 amino acids. The transcript has 3 exons. Lineage: Eukaryota; Fungi; Basidiomycota; Agaricomycetes; Polyporales; Sparassidaceae. The record is from RefSeq and is a predicted model, not a curated record.
AUGAGCUCUGGACCUUAUUCAGACGAACUCAUCCGCGAACCGCACACGUUAUCUUACGAAUGGAGCGCUAGCACAGGCGGCGUUGAGCACCAUAUCGAGGCGAGCGCUGUUCUGAACGAACAUUUCCAGGGCGGCAAGCCGGUGAUUCCUGCACAACGGCAGGAGUCGCAGGGUCUCAUCCAACCCGAAGGCCGAAUCCCACCUCCAUGUAGCUGCUCUUCGCGCCUCGUCUUCGCUGUCGGAUCGGAUCACUGGCAGGCAAUCAAGGAGGAUCCUACUACUCCACGAACCCACACCGAUAUCAGUCGCAUCGCAGCCGCCCGCUGGCGUGCUCUCCCUGAGGACUCGGAGGAGCGCAAAUAUUACAAGCAUCGCGCGGCACUCGAAAGUGAAGCCCACCGUCAGAAGUAUCCCGGUUACAAGUGCCAACCUGGAUCCCGAAAGGACAAGCGAGCGAAGCGCAAUACGAGCCGUAAGACCAAUCAUAGGAGGUUCGAGAGGAUAUUGCGCGCGGCAGCUGGCAAUCUGUUGGGUUCGACGUUCGGCAAUUCUUGA